Anastrepha ludens (Mexican fruit fly) is the source of this 739-nucleotide messenger RNA. RefSeq lists its product as uncharacterized. Lineage: Eukaryota; Metazoa; Arthropoda; Insecta; Diptera; Tephritidae. The transcript is spliced from 2 exons. The record is from RefSeq and is a predicted model, not a curated record. The coding region runs from base 20 to 586 and encodes 188 amino acids.
CAAGCUCAAGAGAUUAUUAAUGGAUUCAAUAUUCCCGACGUUUUUGUCCUUCACUGGGAUGGCAAGCUGCUUGCAGAAAUCCGAGGCACAGAAAAGAAAGAUAGAUUGUCUCUCGUUGUCACAGGAGAAAAUAUGGAAAAACUGCUGGGGAUACAAAAAAAUUGAAAGUUCAACGGGAGAUGCAAUAGCUGCAGAAAUACAUAAUUUUUUGUGCAAGUGGAAGCUCGAUGAUUUAGUGGAAAUUGUAUCAUUUGAUACAACAGCUGCUAAUACGGGAGUUAAUAAUGGAGCAGCGUUCUUGCUUGAAAUAAGGUUGGGCCAAAAUCUACUUUCCUUUCCCUGUCGUCACCAUGUUAGUGAGUUGCUAGUCAAAGCAGUGUUCGAACUAAAUUAUGGCAAAUCAUCAGCACCGGAAGUUCCCUUAUUCAAUCGUUUCUCUAACAGCUGGAAAAACAUUAAUUCUAAGUCAUUCAAAAGUGGAAUAUCGGAAAAUGAAGUUCGGAAAGUCUUUACAAUAGCUGAAGUGGAAAUAUUUAAGAAUUUUUGUCUAACUGCAUUAAAUAGUCACCACUCGUGCCGAUUAUAAAGAAUUACUACAACUAUCGUUGCUCUUUGUUGGGGAAGACGUACCAAAUUUUUCACAAGUACGGUCACCUGGUGCAACAUCACACGCAAGGUUUAUGUCGAAGUGCCUAUAUUGCUACAAAAUGUUUCUGUUUCGCGAGCAAUUCGUGUUAAC